Molecule: messenger RNA, 1344 nt
Organism: Apus apus (common swift)
Lineage: Eukaryota; Metazoa; Chordata; Aves; Apodiformes; Apodidae
Gene: LSM4
Product: LSM4 homolog, U6 small nuclear RNA and mRNA degradation associated
Exons: 5
Coding region: 492-908 (138 amino acids)
Biological process (GO): spliceosomal snRNP assembly; mRNA splicing, via spliceosome; nuclear-transcribed mRNA catabolic process
Cellular component (GO): spliceosomal tri-snRNP complex; U6 snRNP; P-body
Molecular function (GO): U6 snRNA binding
Source: RefSeq, a predicted model, not a curated record
GCUCCGCCCCGCUGCCUAGAGCGGCCCCGCAGAGCCCACCGAGCACACCCCGCCCGCUAGAGCGGCCCCUGCCGCCUCAGCCGCCGGGGCGGGAGUUGCUCGGCGGGCCGGGCCGCGGGGCCGGGCCCCGCGUUUCUUCGCCGUUAACCGGCGCCCCCCGGGGCUGGGGGAGCCUGAGGGGCUCCGGAUUAAACCUUUACAAAGCACUCAGCGCGACGCUCUCCUCACCCCCGGGAGGACUUCGGGAGAGCGCGGCCCCGGGGCCUGGACCCGCGGGUACCGGGAGGUCCCGCCGAGUCCCCCGGGGAAACCGGCAACUCCGCCAUUUGCGGCUGUGUCGUAAAAAAAAAAAGCGCGGACCGGGGAGCGGCGCUGCUUUACGACCCGAGGCUCUGAUUGGCUCCGCGGGGGCCGCGCUGGGCUCUGAUUGGCUCCGUGAGGGGCCGGGGGCGGGUUGAGCGGCCUCCGGCACCGGCACCGGCACCGGCACCAUGCUGCCCCUGUCCCUCCUGAAGACGGCUCAGAACCACCCCAUGCUGGUGGAGCUGAAGAACGGGGAAACGUACAACGGGCACCUCGUGAGCUGUGAUAACUGGAUGAACAUCAACCUGCGGGAAGUCAUCUGCACCUCCCGGGAUGGAGACAAGUUCUGGAGGAUGCCUGAGUGUUACAUCCGUGGCAGCACCAUCAAAUACCUGCGGAUUCCCGACGAGAUCAUCGACAUGGUGAAGGAAGAGGUGGUGUCCAAGGGCAGAGGCCGUGGUGGGAUGCAGCAGCAGAAGCAACAGAAGGGUCGUGGGAUUGGAGGUGCUGGAAGAGGUGUCUUUGGUGGCCGUGGCAGAGGAAUCCCAGGCAGUGGAAGAGGCCAGCAGGAAAAAAAGCCAGGCAGACAAGCAGCAAAACAGUGAGAGGGGCUGGCUGGGCCCUGGCUGGGGGGGACAGUGCCACCACACCUUGUGGGUUUUAUCACCUCAGGAUUUGCCACCUGUUCAAAAAAGUUCCCUUUCUGCUCCUCCAUCAGCUGCUCCGUGCCCGAAUCGUGUCAUUUUGGAAACCCCACACAACUGAAGCUGGGAAAGGGGACUUCAUUCCCUCCUGAUAGUCAGCAAAGUCAUUGGAAAUAUUGGAAAAAAAAAAAAAUCAUUCGUGGUGAAGGACCUAAUUUCUACCUUCUCCUGAGAGGGAGGGCACUGCUUAAUGGUUUCAUUUCCAAGAUUGGUGUAAGAAGGAAGGCAAAAGCUUUCUGGAUUGUUUGGAAUAUUCUUAUUUUAUUUUUGAAUACUUGAAAACUUGUUGCAUUUGUAACAGAUCUGAGUGUUUUGGUUAAAAAAAUGCUGAACUUGA